ACUCAACAACACAGCCCAAUUUGGAACGACUCAUUUUGGACGAAAUUGCGGCCACAACAGACGGACCUGAUAUCGCCCAUAAUUCGAUGUCCAUGGAUGAGUGGGGAGCGAUGUCGACACAUGCCUCGGCGUUCCAGUAUCAAACCUAACAUAAUUAGUUUGUGCAUAUGUUAAUACUACUUUAUUUGGUACAGUACUGCGGUGUAUUACGUCUGGCAAAUGAAACAGUUUACCGUUUAAGAACCAAACGAAGAAACCGGAAUUAAACGGGGAACGAUCUAGACCAAAUUGUCCAACAGAAACUCUCGUUUUAGUUGAAAAACGUUUUCCGUUUGGAGUAAACGGAAUCGGCGUAAUGAAUACACCCUUUGGGGCUGUAGUGAAACGUUUCUUAAGCGGAAGCAAACAGACGGAAACGGGAAGGACUUGCCUGAAUUUAUACAAUAGAAAGUUUGGUUUUGCAACUGUUGCUCAUGAUGUCACCACAGGUUGCGGUCUGUUGCUCAUGCGCACUGACUCAACUACGAAAUAUGGCGGCUGACGACUGCUAGAGAAAAGUGUUGGGAUCUGAUCAAUUUCGUUAAAAAGCUGCCCUGGUCAGUACUACAGGGCCAUAGUUGCACACUGGGUGGACCACCUGCCUGUCAUUCCCAUUGCCUUGUAGAAUAACCACAUUACCCAGGAGCCAUCAUGGGCAGGACAUCAGUCAAAGAUCAGAAGGAGAAAGCAGGAAGUCUCCUUCCUCCAGGUCCCACUCCUGCUAAAGAGUCGUUCAGUUGGGAGGAGUACCUGAAGGAAACAUCAUCUACCCCGGCUCCACCUAGCUUCUUCAGACAGUCCAGAGUCCCUCCCUCCAAUGACUUCAAGGUGGGGAUGAAGCUGGAAGUCCAUGACCCUCGGAACUCCACCUCUGUGUGCAUCGCCACUGUGAUGGGCAUGACGGGUGUGCGUCUGCGUCUUCGUCUGGAUGGCAGUGACAACACCAAUGACUUCUGGAGGCUGGUCGACUCCUCAGACAUCCAGCCUAUAGGAACCUGUGAAAAGAAUGGGGAUAUGCUGCAGCCGCCGCUGGGCUUCAGAAUGAACGCGUCUUCCUGGCCCAUGUUUUUGCUGAGAACCCUGAAUGGAGCAGAGAUGGCCCCGGCUACCGCUUUUAAAAAGGAGCCUCCACCACUGUCCCAGAAUAACUUUAAGCCAGGGAUGAAGCUGGAAGCAGUAGAUAAGAAGAACCCCUACCUCAUCUGCCCUGCCACCAUCGGAGAGGUGAAGGGAGAGGAAGUGUUUGUGAUGUUUGAUGGGUGGAGGGGGGCGUUUGACUACUGGUGUCAACACCACUCUAGAGAUCUCUUCCCAGUUGGAUGGUGCUCCGUUACCAAACACAGCCUGCAGAAGCCUGGCAACAGUGUCAACCUGCCAAAGAACCUGCAUGUCCUAACAGCAGCCCACAUCCCCUCCAAGCCUAGCCGGAGAUCCAUGCCUGCGCCCUUCCGGCUUCCCAGCCCCCUGCCCCCGCUGCCUGUCAGGAAGGGGGUGCGGGGGCGGCGCCCCAAGAGUGAGACCAUCGCCCUGCUGAAGGCUGUAGCGGAGGCAGCUGCAGCUCAGAACGGCACGGCUCCAACCUCUAACUCACUGCUGGCUCCCAGGCCUCACAAGAAGAGAGGCCCUAAACCUGGCAGCAAGAGGAAGCCCAAGGUGCUCCAGAACGUAGUGUCUUCAGGUGCUGCGGAUGCCAAGCUGUCAGGGGGUCAACAGGACUGCUUCAGCUCUGUGGUCUCUACAGUGUGUGUGUAUGUGAACAAGCAUGGGACCUGUGGGCCUCACCUGGACAGGAAGCAGAUGCAGCGUCUUCCGGACCACUUUGGGCCAGGUCCUGUUAACGUGGUGUUGCAACAGGCAGUUCAGACUUGUCUAGACUGUUGUUACCAACCAAAGGUGCUGCUCAGAACUCUACAGGCACACGCUGGGGGAGGAGAGGUUGUCAGUGUGAGGAUGGAUGGUGGAGUUCGUCUGGUGAAGCUGCCCUCAGCCUCAAGCGCCUCCUUUGUGCUCCGCUUCCUGGAGACGCUGUGCCGCACGCUGCAGAGUAAUUUCCUCUUCAGCUCCCAGCCCUUCAGCAACAUAUACACCUACAGUAAAUAUGUGAAGGAGGAGGCGUUGGAGGCCCCAUCACUGAGCCAGGGGAUGAAACGUCUAUCUAGAGACGCAUCCCCCUACGCAGCCCCCCUUUCCCCUAAACUACUGUGCACCGAGGCACACCUUUCAGAAGCAGAUACUCUGCCCCAUGAGGAGAACAGCCUUCUGAAGGAGCAGUGCUUCAUGGACUCUAACUCCAUGAUGCUGCGCAGCCCCUCUGACUACCACACCCACUCCCAGGCCAGCAGCCCCUAUUACCCAUGCCAUGGCCCCGAACGCGCCCACAGCACGCCACUGCACCGCCUUGCCUCCAACCCUGCGGACCUCCCCUGUACACACACCAACAGAGGAGUGGAAGCCGCCAGCUCCACCACGGGCCCCGAGCCCACGGGCCCUGACAGACAGACCCCCAGGGGGGCGGGGUUGGGCAGGAACCCCUCUACCUGGUCCAUCGAUGAGGUCAUGCAGUUUGUGAGCGACGCCGACCCCUCAGCCCUGGCCCCGCACGCUGAGCUGUUCAGGAAACACGAGAUUGACGGCAAGGCCCUGAUGCUGCUGAGGAGUGACAUGGUGAUGAAGUACAUGGGUCUGAAGCUGGGGCCCGCCUUGAAGCUGUGUCACCACAUAGAGCGGCUAAAACAGGGCAAAUUGUAGAGCUGAACCGCAGAAUGGAACAGGGCAAACUGUAGAGGUGAAACACAGAAUGGAACAGGGCAAACUGUAGAGGUGAAACACAGAAUGGAACAGGGCAAACUGUAGAGGUGAAACACAGAAUGGAACAGGGCAAACUGUAGAGGUGAAACACAGAAUGGAACAGGGCAAACUGUAGAGGUGAAACACAGAAUGGAACAGGGCAAACUGUAGAGGUGAAACACAGAAUGGAACAGGGCAAACUGGAGAGCUGAAACACAGACAAACAGGGCUAACUGUAGGGCUGAAACUGUAGAAUUGUAACAGACUGAAACAGGGCAAAUGGACUGAAACACAGAAAAGAACAGGGCAAGCUGUAGAGCUGAAACAGGGCAAGCUGUAGAGCUGAAACAGGGCAACAACAAAUUGUAGCAGGUCCCAGAUUAGCCCGGCCUCACAGACCCCAGGUGAGAAACAGCUCAUCCUACCACAGAAUGUCCCACAGCAUCUCUUACAGGUGACCCAAUACUCAACCUCUAACAGUCUCUUCAGGGGCACACAGCCCCCUCUAGCCCCCAGCCUGCACUAAGCCCUCUUUAUCUCUGAGCUCUCUCACUCCGGUUAUGUUAUCUGUGGUAACAUGCCUCUAACAUACAGACAGUGUGGAAACACAUGGUGUGGAUCAGUGAAAACAUGCGUCGUGCAUCGCUGGCACCACAUUACCUCAUCCCCUCCCCAGCCAAUCAGAGCUGGGCAAGCCAAACACAGAAGGCUGUGAUUGGUUGGAUCCCAAAGCAACAGACUCUCUCCAUAGUGUUUACAUUGAAUAGCACAGACUGACUGACUAACCUACACUAGGACAUGCUAAGACUUUUUACUGAGUAAUGUUUCAUCCGGCUUCUGGAUCCCAAAGAUGUACAAUGUUUUCUACUAUGACGUUCUGUUUUUAUUAUCAUAAAUAUCCUGUUAAUAAGGAGGAUGUGUAUAUAAAUUUAACAGUGACGAUAUUAGAUGCUAAACCUGUUUACAGCUGCAGAAUGUCUGUUGUCUAUUUCAAUUCCUGUUAGUUCAAUAAUGUGCCCAUGAUGCUGGAUGAUCUGCAGUUUAAGGUAGACCUUUGGCCUGUUGCCAUGAUGGUCACUAGCCUCUCAUGGUAAAGGGUGAAAUGUGUUACUAGUGUUAGCAGGUGACUUUCCCCAAUGUAAGAUGGCCAUUGUCUUAAACAGCUAAACGUUUUAUCUAAUGCCUGUCAGACGGACAGGCACACAGACCGUCAACCUCCAACCAGUGGAGAUAAUCAGGCAGUGCUUUUGAAACUCAAAAUCCCUGUGAGUGUGGUGUUUGAUGUGGGGAUUAAUGAAGGUCAUGCUGUUAGAGAUCGCCCCUACUGGUGGUGUCAAGCACGGAGGCUUUGUCCAGUUUUCAUCAAUACAGAACUGUCGAGAAAGAUUAUUUUAAUUUAUUUCAGAUGACUGCUCAGUGAUUCUAGAAGUUAUUUCAGAUGACUGCUCAGUGAUUCUAGAAGUUAUUUCAGAUGACUGCUCAGUGAUUCUAGAAGUUAUUUCAGAUGACUGCUCAGUGAUUCUAGAAGUUAUUUCAGAUGACUGCUCAGUGAUUCUAGAAGUUAUUUCAGAUGACUGCUCAGUGAUUCUAGAAGUUAUUUCAGAUGACUGCUCAGUGAUUCUAGAAGUUAUUUCAGAUGACUGCUCAGUGAUUCUAGAAGUUAUUUCAGAUGACUGCUCAGUGAUUCUAGAAGUUAUUUCAGAUGACUGCUCAGUGAUUCUAGAAGUUAUUUCAGAUGACUGCUCAGUGAUUCUAGAAGUUAUUUCAGAUGACUGCUCAGUGAUUCUAGAAGUUAUUUCAGAUGACUGCUCAGUGAUUCUAGAAGUUAUUUCAGAUGACUGCUCAGUGAUUCUAGAAGUUAUUUCAGAUGACUGCUCAGUGAUUCUAGAAGUUAUUUCAGAUGACUGCUCAGUGAUUCUAGAAGUUAUUUCAGAUGACUGCUCAGUGAUUCUAGAAGUUAUUUCAGAUGACUGCUCAGUGAUUCUAGAAGUUAUUUCAGAUGACUGCUC
Oncorhynchus keta (chum salmon) is the source of this 4835-nucleotide messenger RNA. RefSeq names its product sex comb on midleg-like protein 2. Bases 691 to 2787 code for a protein of 698 amino acids. Lineage: Eukaryota; Metazoa; Chordata; Actinopteri; Salmoniformes; Salmonidae. Gene Ontology annotation, molecular function: protein binding. Gene Ontology annotation, biological process: regulation of DNA-templated transcription. The transcript is spliced from 14 exons. Gene Ontology annotation, cellular component: nucleus. The record is from RefSeq and is a predicted model, not a curated record.